Oryza brachyantha (malo sina) is the source of this 1190-nucleotide messenger RNA. RefSeq names its product D-aminoacyl-tRNA deacylase. Gene Ontology annotation, biological process: D-amino acid catabolic process. The coding region runs from base 106 to 1053 and encodes 315 amino acids. The transcript is spliced from 8 exons. Gene Ontology annotation, molecular function: D-aminoacyl-tRNA deacylase activity. Lineage: Eukaryota; Viridiplantae; Streptophyta; Magnoliopsida; Poales; Poaceae. The record is from RefSeq and is a predicted model, not a curated record.
UCUGCCACUCUGCUUUCGUCCCUCACGUCACGCGCGUAGACGUACUCACGUACUACAGACACCACCCCACCAGUUGCAGAGGAGGAGGCGGCGGCGGCGUCAGCGAUGGUGGUGCUGGUGGUCGCCACGACGUCCGACGCCGCGUCGGCCACUCCGGCCGCCGCCUUCCUCGCCAUGCCCGGCUGGAACCCCGGCCCCACCAUCCCGGACGGCGUCGAGAGCUUCGCCAACGGCGAGGUGCGCCUGCUGCGGCACGCGCGCGGGAUCGUCGAGGAGGACGACCUCGACCUCCGGUGGGAGGCCGCCACGGGGGAGCGCGUCUCCGAGGUCGUCCUCCUCAGCCGCCACACCGCCGUCUCCAACCGCCCCGCGCUCACCGUCCACCCCAUCGGCGUCCCGCACCUCAGGGAAGGGGUGGACGUGCCCCCGCAGGGGGGCCGCCCCGGGUGGGCCGCGCUGCCCAACCCCCGGAUCGGGCCCUGGCUCCGCCUGCUGCGCCGGAUGGCCGCCGACCGCGGCCUCGUGCCAGAGUUUGAGAUUACGCUGGAGGGUACUCACCAUGGACCGGUGACCAACACGCCGACGCUGUUUGUCGAGAUUGGAAGCACUGAAGAAUACUGGGGUAGACAGGAUGCUGCUGAUACAGUUGCUAUGCUGCUAUGGAAAGGACUUGGUCUUGGAGAAGAAGAAUCUGUUGGAAAUUGGCAUGGUAAUGGCGAAAAAGUUCUUUUAGGCAUAGGAGGUGGUCAUUAUGCUCCUCGACAUAUGGAUAUAGUAACGAAAGAUGGUGUAUGGGUUGGCCACUUGCUCUCUGGGUAUUCUCUACCAAUGGAAGAACCAAAGCAGAUGAAUGGUAAAAAUGUGGCUGAUGUUGGUGGUAUGUGGAAGCAUUCCAUCAGAGUUUCAUAUGAAGCAACAAAAGCGGCUUUCCCAGGGGGAGAGAUUAUUGCACAUAUUGAUCAAAAGAGCUUUAAAGGCUGGCAAAAGAAUGCAAUUACAAAUUACUUGCAGGAGCUGAACAUCAGGGUAGGAAAACCAAAUGAUUUCUUUUAAGAGGCAGUGACACCAAGAGGUUAGCCUCUUCCGGUGUUAUUGUUGAGUAAUGUAUUACCAUGGUAUCCAAAUGUGUUGUAUGCUAAAGACCUCACCUCCAUGGUUCUGAGCUAAUGAAAUCACUAAAUUUUGAGUCC